Molecule: messenger RNA, 633 nt
Organism: Teleopsis dalmanni
Lineage: Eukaryota; Metazoa; Arthropoda; Insecta; Diptera; Diopsidae
Product: cellular nucleic acid-binding protein-like
Exons: 1
Coding region: 1-633 (210 amino acids)
Molecular function (GO): zinc ion binding; nucleic acid binding
Source: RefSeq, a predicted model, not a curated record
AUGGACAAAUCGCUUAAGGACCUUGGCAACUCGGUCAAGCGCGUGCGCAGGACCGCCAAAAAUGAAUUGCUGCUAGAGCUUAAAAAGGCUUCAGAAAGUAACACGGUGGGCUUUCAAUCAGCAGUGAUUAGCGUGCUUGGUGACUCAGUACGUGUGGCAGCACUGACUCAUAGCAAAACGGUGGUCAUCAAAGACCUGGAUGAAAUCACGUCUGAACAAGAGAUUUGCGAAACUCUUCGUCUGGGAAGUGGCAUAAAUAACUUGGAGAAAGGCAAUGUCCGUAUGGUGGGCGGUAAGCAACGGGGCUUACAAAUAGCGUUUGUAAAGCUCGCGGCGUCAGAUGCCGAUAAAUUGCUAAACACUGGGAAAAUUCGCAUCGGCUGGUCAAUCUGCCGAAUCAUGGAAUGUGUGGAGCCGAAACGCUGUAUAAAAUGCUGGCGUUUUGGUCACAUAGCUGCAAACUGUAAAUUUCCGGAAGAUCGUAGUAAGUCUUGCCGAGGAUGUGGUGAGGAAGGCCAUUUUGCUGCUGCAUGCAGCAAGGACAGCAAAUGUAUUCUAUGUGGAGGCAAGCACGCUGUUGGAAACGCUCGCUGUCCAGAGUUCAAGAAGGCGGUAGAGAAAGUGCGCAAAUGA